AUGAGUCGACGUAGAUGUGCUGAACACGCAAACCCUGAUACUAGUUUCUGUGCUCCCAGUUCAUUUAAAGUUGCUUCAAUGUGUCGCUUUCAAACUAAAUCACUCCUUAACAGUGAACUGAAUAAUUAUCCUUUAAACUCAUACCAUAUUCGCCACAAGGAAACUAAGAUAUUUCCAUCUGCCGUCUUAAUUGAGCAAAUUUAUGGCCGAAAUGGUGCUGUAAAAGAUGCUAAAUUUGAGGCUAGCGUUCUGUCAAAACGUGAUAACGCAAAAGACGAGAUUUUACUAAUUCAGGCGGCAUCUGAUUUACAACCUUAG
Molecule: messenger RNA, 318 nt
Organism: Echinococcus granulosus
Lineage: Eukaryota; Metazoa; Platyhelminthes; Cestoda; Cyclophyllidea; Taeniidae
Exons: 2
Coding region: 1-318 (105 amino acids)
Source: RefSeq, a predicted model, not a curated record